Messenger RNA from Melampsora larici-populina 98AG31, 1011 nucleotides. RefSeq lists its product as uncharacterized. The record is from RefSeq and is a predicted model, not a curated record. Bases 1 to 1011 code for a protein of 336 amino acids. Lineage: Eukaryota; Fungi; Basidiomycota; Pucciniomycetes; Pucciniales; Melampsoraceae. Gene Ontology annotation, cellular component: nucleus; Smc5-Smc6 complex. The transcript is spliced from 8 exons. Gene Ontology annotation, molecular function: ubiquitin-protein transferase activity. Gene Ontology annotation, biological process: double-strand break repair via homologous recombination; DNA damage tolerance.
AUGUUACUUCGACGCGUCGCGCCCUACAAAACAUGGGACACGAUUUUUAAAAAAUGUCGUACUUUAGUAGAUCCUCGAGAUCGAGAACCAGUCUUUGAAACCCUUAUACGAGAUAUCAAUCAUCGUUUAGAACCUUUAGGAUUUCGAAUCGCUCAAACUGUUGAUGGUGGAAUCGGACCAAUAGAUGAAAGUCAACAAGACCAAGUCUCAGAUGAAUCAGGUGGAGGUAUCUACCCUCGUUCUCAAGGAGAACGUUGGAUGGGUCUAAUUAAUACUAAAGUAGAUAAUUCAGCAAAACUAGCUACCGAACUUACACCUGCUGAAUUGAAUUUUUUUAGAAGAGUGAUUAGUCGGAUUAUAAGAGCACCUAAUCAUCGAUAUUGUAUUUCACUUCAUGAAGCCAUUCGAUCACAUACCAAAAUUCAAGGAAUGAAAAAAGGAGACGCACAAAACGUUUUAGAUGUUCUAGUUAAAAAAGGUUGGUUAUCGUAUGUAGCAGGGAUUUAUACUCUAUCUAUUAGAGCACAAUUAGAAUUAGAUCCAUAUUUCGAAAAAACCUUUGACCUAGAAGACUUACCACCACAAUGUCUUAAAUGUAAGAAUAUAGUCAUGAGAGGAUAUAAAUGUCCAAAGGAUGAAUGUCGAGGAGCAUUACAUGUUCAAUGUGAAGCAGUUUGGAAAAGGACUCAAAGUAAAUGCUCUGAAUGUAAAGGGAAAUGGUCCAAUGAGACUCUUAUUGGACAAGAUGCACCAGAUGGACUGGUGCUUGAUACAGAAGAAGAAUCAGAGGUAGAAGCCAAGGAAGAAGAAGAGGAAGAAGAAGAAGGAACGCAACAGACUCAAACUCAAACCCAAGCUUCUAAAGGUAAAAGACGUAGUACAGCUUCAAGUCAAAAGAGUCAAAAGAAGAGUCGAAAUAGAGAAGGACCGAGUCAACCGCGUAAUGGUCGUACUCCUGCUUCACGUCGAAGCUCUCGAUAUGAUAAGUUGCUUGUUUUAAUGAAGAUUUGA